CCCGGGGAGGCUGUGAUGGGUUGACAGGUGCGUGACAGUCGGAGCUCUCUGCAGGCAUGUACGGCAAAGGCAAGAGCAACAGCAGCGUCCCGUCCGACAGCCAGGCCAGGGAGAAGUUAGCGCUGUACGUAUAUGAAUAUCUGCUCCAUGUAGGAGCACAGAAAUCCGCCCAGACAUUUUUAUCAGAGAUACGAUGGGAAAAAAAUAUCACAUUGGGGGAACCCCCUGGGUUCUUGCACUCUUGGUGGUGCGUAUUUUGGGAUCUAUACUGUGCAGCUCCAGAAAGACGAGAGACAUGUGAACAUUCAAGUGAAGCUAAAGCCUUUCAUGAUUAUAGUGCUGCAGCAGCUCCCAGUCCAGUGCUAGGAAACAUUCCCCCAGGAGAUGGCAUGCCAGUAGGUCCUGUACCACCGGGUUUUUUUCAGCCUUUUAUGUCCCCUCGAUACCCUGGAGGUCCAAGGCCGCCUUUAAGAAUACCCAAUCAGGCACUUGGUGGUGUCCCAGGAAGUCAGCCAUUAUUGCCUAGUGGGAUGGACCCAACACGGCAACAAGGACAUCCAAACAUGGCUGGGCCAAUGCAGAGAAUGACCCCUCCAAGAGGAAUGGUUCCCUUAGGACCACAGAACUAUGGAGGUGCAAUGAGACCCCCACUGAAUGCUUUAGGUGGCCCUGGGAUGCCUGGAAUGAACAUGGGUCCAGGAGGUGGUAGACCUUGGCCAAACCCAACAAAUGCCAAUUCUAUACCAUAUUCUUCAGCAUCUCCUGGGAAUUACGUAGGUCCUCCAGGGGGUGGAGGGCCUCCAGGAACACCCAUCAUGCCUAGUCCAGCAGAUUCAACCAACUCUGGAGACAACAUGUACACAUUAAUGAAUGCAGUACCACCUGGACCUAACAGACCUAACUUUCCUUUGGGCCCAGGGUCAGAUGGCCCUAUGAGUGGUUUGGGUGGAAUGGAUUCACAUCAUAUGAAUGGCUCUUUAGGCUCAGGAGACAUGGACAGUAUUUCCAAAAACUCUCCCAGUAAUAUGAGCAUGAGUAAUCAGCCUGGCACUCCCCGGGAUGACGGUGAAAUGGGUGGAAACUUUCUAAACCCUUUUCAGAGUGAGAGUUACUCCCCUAGCAUGACAAUGAGUGUGUGAUCCAUUACCAAGUCUCCUCAUGAAGACCGCAGUGAGUUGGCCCUCUUCAGAGAGCUACUACAGAAGAAAAUUACUCGUCCCAGUGUACAGUUUAACAAAAGGAUCUCAGACACAAUCAGACCCACCAUUUUUCCUACCAUCUCCCCAGUUUUGUCAAGAAAGUGGGUCCAAAAAUGAUUCCAACAACUGUAAAGAGUGGCAUAAGAGAACUGCCCAAGACUGAACUGCAAACAAUUUUCUGUGUAUGUACAUGUACGGGUAGAUGUAUAUAUGUGUGCCUGUGUGCUUGUGUGUGCACUAUAUAGACAUACACACACACACAUACAUAUAUAGACCCGCAGGACAUUGUAAAAUAUUAUCACAUGACAUCUUAAGUAGAAAUAAGAAGUAGGGACUUUUAUUCCAUCUUUUUUUCACGUUUACAUUUUAACUAUUAAAAUUUGCUUUCCCUCUCCCCUUCUGAACUGUUUUGUGCUGCAUAUAUCACUGCUUUAUAAGUUAUUUUUUAAGGUGAACUCAAAUGAUAAAUUGUCUGAUUUUGUAAAUGUCUGCCAUUAUGGAUAGGAAUAAAAUUGCUUAUAAGAGGGCUUUCAUUAACUUGUGUUUGAUACCAGUUAUCCUGUGAAUCACAUUCUGUGCUGUCUCAAGAAAUAGAAGAAAGCUCAUUUUAAUUUUUUGGAGAAAUUUAAUAAUUUUUCAUCAAGCCUUGGUGACAUUUUUUAUACUUUGCCUUUAAAAAAAGAAGCACUGAUGGUUAUUUUCUUCCUUAAUUGAAGCCUAAUUAUCUGCAAUAUCUAUUUUAAAUGGAAGCCUGAAUUUGAUACAAGCUUCUUGGUUUAUACAGAGUACUUUAAGGUUGCUGUAAGUGAGUUCCAGUUGCUAUAGAAUCUAGCAAUAAAGUGUCAGGGCUGCUCUGCCCUUGGAAAUGAGUUUUCUACUUAGCAUGAUCUUCCGUAGGGGUGGUAGUUAGUAGAAAUACAGUAGAAUUCUUACUACUGAAACCUCCUUUUCUAACAAACUGCUGGUGUCCCUCCCUUUUCUACUGAUUCUUAGCUGAUCCCCAAUUAGCCAUAGUCCUGAUUGUCUUAACAUACUUCGUGUCUCCCAAGCCAUUCAGAUAAUCAGGACUCCACCGUACAUGAAUGUGUUACUUUUCACUAGAAAUACUGGAACAGAACUUCUCAAAAUCUUUCUGUAUGUGUAAUCAUAUAGGUAAACCAAAAUGCCUGAGCAUUUCAUGGUUAUGACCCAUGCUGAGAGCAUUGGAAGGCUCAAGCUUUUCUGCCAGAUAUAAGAUGUCAACAGAGGUCUGAACCCAUUCUGUAAGGAGUUCAGUAUACUGUAUUUCAAAGCUGUGGAGAUAGUGGAAAAAAGGAGAAUGGUGAUACGGCUUCCUUAACA
This is a messenger RNA of Gavialis gangeticus (Gharial), 2540 nucleotides long. It is a transcript of the gene SSBP2, whose product is annotated as single stranded DNA binding protein 2. The transcript has 17 exons. Bases 57 to 1139 code for a protein of 360 amino acids. The record is from RefSeq and is a predicted model, not a curated record. Lineage: Eukaryota; Metazoa; Chordata; Crocodylia; Gavialidae. Gene Ontology annotation, biological process: positive regulation of transcription by RNA polymerase II. Gene Ontology annotation, cellular component: nucleus. Gene Ontology annotation, molecular function: protein binding; single-stranded DNA binding.